Messenger RNA from Rhinichthys klamathensis goyatoka, 2495 nucleotides. Its product is annotated as serine/threonine-protein kinase DCLK2-like. Lineage: Eukaryota; Metazoa; Chordata; Actinopteri; Cypriniformes; Leuciscidae. The coding region runs from base 385 to 2472 and encodes 695 amino acids. The record is from RefSeq and is a predicted model, not a curated record. Gene Ontology annotation, molecular function: protein kinase activity; ATP binding. The transcript is spliced from 16 exons. Gene Ontology annotation, biological process: intracellular signal transduction; protein phosphorylation. Gene Ontology annotation, cellular component: microtubule cytoskeleton.
UACAGCGGGGCGCGCGCCUAAAAACCGCACACACACACACCGCUCUCGGUUCAGGGCGGAUCGGGAUUUUUUUCAUCACAGUGUCUCAAUGGAAGAUCCCGCUUGACCAGGAUUUUCCUGUUUAUCCUGGUUUUUGUCGUCCGAGCUUGUCAUUUAUUAUUCUCCAGCAGAAUUAUCUGGAAUAUUUUCCAUCCUCUAUUCGAAUGGCCGUUUGAACGCGGAAAAAACGCCGGUCUGCUUUUGUGUUGAUGUAAAUGAUGCUCGUGCGCCCGGUAAACGCGCAGCGGGGAGAGCGGCGCGUCCGCUCGCGCUGAUGACAAUAGCGGACCUUAACGAUAUAAACGCGGAGGAUAAAAACAGAACCUUUGGGAAAAGUCGGGAAACAUGUCUCUCAGCAGAAGCAUCGAGCUCGAGCACUUUGACGAGCGGGACAAGGCGCACCGCUCCAAACGCGCGGUGGUUUCGGGCGGCUCGGGUUCGCGCGCGAGCAGUCUGGUACCGAGUCCCGCGCACAGCGCGAACUGCAGCUUCUACCGCACGCGCACGCUCCAGACGCUCAGCUCCGAGAAACGAGCCAAGAAGGUUCGGUUCUACCGGAACGGGGACCGGUAUUUCAAGGGUCUGGUGUACGCGGUGUCCAACGACCGCUUCAGAUCAAUGGACGCGCUCCUGGCCGAGCUGACGCGCGCGCUCACGGAUAACCUGCACCUGCCGCAAGGUGUGCGCAACAUCUACAGCGCGGACGGCGCGAGGAAGAUCGCGAGCCUGGAGGAGCUGGUGGAAGGUGAGAGUUACGUGUGCGCCUCGAACGAGCCCUACAGGAAGGUGGACUACACCAAGAACGUCAACCCUAACUGGGGGUCGAGGGGGGCGGGGCUUGGCUUGGGGGCGGGGCCAGUGGGCGGAGCCACUCGUCCCGGGCCUCCUCGCGCACCGGGGGAUUCCCGGGAGUCUAAAGACUUCAUCAAACCCAAACUAGUGACGGUGAUCCGCAGCGGCGUGAAGCCGAGGAAGGCCGUGAGGAUCCUCCUGAACAAGAAGACGGCGCACUCGUUCGACCAGGUGCUCGCUGACAUCACCGAGGCCAUUAAACUGGACUCAGGUGUGGUCAAGAGGCUUUACACGCUGGACGGCAAACAGUUGACGAGUCUGCAGGAUUUUUUCGGUGACGAUGAUGUCUUCAUGGCGUGCGGUUUGGAGAAGUUCCGUUACGCUCAGGACGACGCCGCCAUUGGACACGCGGGGAAGGCCGUCGCGGCCGCGUUCGUUAACGAGUGCAAGAAAUCUCGACCGCCGGUCCCUCCGAAGACAGCAGGACCCAAGAGCCCUGGAGUCCCGCGCUCCAAAUCACCUUUAUCUGCCAAUGAGGCUCCGAGAAGCGAGUCUCCGCCGAUGAGGUCAUCGAAGUCUCCCGGCAGCCGUAAAACGUCCGUGCAUGAGGCGUCUCCGUCCCCGACACCCUCCAGUGUCAUCAAUGAUGAAGAAGAGCACACUCCGGAGGUGAAUGGCAAUGAUGUUCAGUCGUCUGUCAUCAGUGAGAAGUACAAAGUGGGGAAAGUCAUCGGCGAUGGAAACUUCGCUGUCGUCCGAGAGUGUGUGGAGAGGUCUACAGGACAGGAAUAUGCGCUGAAGAUCAUAGACAAGGCCAAAUGCAGCGGAAAGGAGCACCUGAUAGCCAAUGAGGUGUCGAUACUGCGCAGGGUUCACCACCCCAGCAUCAUUAUGCUAAUUGAGGAGUUGGACACGCCCACUGAGCUGUAUCUGGUCAUGGAGCUGGUAAAGGGCGGUGACCUGUUCGACGCCAUCACUUCCUCCACGAAGUACACGGAGCGAGACGCCAGUGCCAUGCUGUUCAACCUGACCGGCGCGCUGAGAUACCUGCACCACAUGAACAUCGUACACAGAGACAUCAAACCUGAGAACCUGCUGGUGUGUGAGUACCCUGACGGCACCAAGUCUCUGAAGUUGGGUGAUUUCGGGCUGGCUACAGUGGUGGAGGGGCCGCUACACACCGUCUGUGGGACGCCGACGUACGUCGCGCCGGAGAUCAUCGCAGAGAGCGGGUACGGGCUGAAGGUGGACAUCUGGGCGGCGGGUGUGAUCUCCUAUAUUCUGCUGUGUGGGUUUCCUCCGUUCCGCAGCGAGAGGAACCAGCAGGAGGAGCUGUUCCAGCAGAUCUUACUGGGCCGACUGGAGUUCCCCUCCCCGUACUGGGACAACAUCAGCGCCUCUGCUAAGGAUUUAAUUGGUAAGAUGCUACAAGUGAAUGUUGGUGCUCGUUACACAGCUGACCAGGUGCUGGAACACCCGUGGGUGCAGGACGAUGCUGUGAUGGACACCAACAUGGCGUGUGAGAUGGAAGAAGGUGUUGAAUCAAAAAUAACAAACAACAGCACGGCAGCAGAGGCUGAGGUGGUGGAUCAUCUCCAUGGAACUUCAAAGAAUGGCACAGUAGAUCACAGUUGGCAGUAACCGGAGGAUCUCUGGAGGCGCAG